Molecule: messenger RNA, 3114 nt
Organism: Dryobates pubescens (Downy woodpecker)
Lineage: Eukaryota; Metazoa; Chordata; Aves; Piciformes; Picidae
Gene: STIM1
Product: stromal interaction molecule 1
Exons: 14
Coding region: 45-2576 (843 amino acids)
Biological process (GO): store-operated calcium entry; intracellular calcium ion homeostasis; activation of store-operated calcium channel activity
Cellular component (GO): endoplasmic reticulum; plasma membrane
Molecular function (GO): protein binding; calcium channel regulator activity; calcium ion binding
Source: RefSeq, a predicted model, not a curated record
GGAGCACGGCUUCACCCGCUGGACGGCGGAGCGCGGCGGGCUCCAUGGGGCCGGGCGCGCUGCCCCUGGGCUGGGCGCUCUGCGGCCUCCUGCUGCUGCUGCCGCCGCCCGCCCGCGCCGAGAGGCCGCCCGGCACGCACCUCGACCCCUCCGCCAUCGCAGAGUUCUGCCGCAUCGACCAAGCCCUGUGCCACGACGAGGACGAGCAGCUGAGCUUCGAGGCCGUGCGCAGCAUCCACAAGCAGAUGGACGACGACGCCAACGGCAACGUGGACGUGGAGGAGAGCGACGAGUUCUUGAGGGAGGACCUCAAUUACCAUGACCCAACGGUUAAGCACAGCACCUUCCAUGGAGAAGACAAACUCAUCAGUGUGGAAGACCUCUGGAAGGCCUGGAAGACAUCUGAAGUCUACAACUGGACAGUUGAUGAGGUGGUGCAGUGGCUCAUCACUUAUGUGGAGCUACCCCAGUACGAGGAGACCUUCAGGAAGCUCCAGCUCAGUGGUCAUGCCAUGCCCAGGCUGGCUGUGAACAAUGUGACCCUGAUGGGAAGCGUCCUGAAGAUGACUGACAGAAGCCACAGGCAGAAGCUGCAGCUGAAGGCUUUGGACACUGUGCUCUUUGGACCUCCUCUGUUGACUCGCCACAACCACCUGAAGGACUUCAUGCUGGUGGUCUCCAUCGUCAUCGGGGUGGGAGGCUGCUGGUUUGCCUACAUCCAGAACCGCUACUCCAAGGAGCACAUGAAGAAGAUGAUGAAAGACCUCGAGGGCCUCCACAGGGCUGAGCAAUCUCUCCAUGACCUCCAAGAAAGGUUGCAGAAGGCCCAGGAAGAGCAUCGCUCUGUGGAGGUGGAAAAGGUCCACCUGGAGAAGAAGCUUCAGGAUGAGAUCAGCAUUGCCAAGCAGGAGGCCCACAGGCUGCGGGAGCUCCGGGAGGGCACCGAGAAUGAGCUCAGCAGGCAGAAAUACGCUGAGCAGGAGCUGGAGCAGGUCCGCAUGGCCCUGAAGAACGCUGAGAAGGAGCUGGAGUCCCACUGCAGCUGGGCAGCUCCUGAGGCCCUGCAGAAGUGGCUGCAGCUGACCCACGAGGUGGAGGUGCAGUACUACAACAUCAAGAAGCAGAACGCUGAGAAGCAGCUGCUGGUGGCCAAGGAAGGGGCUGAGAAAAUCAAGAAGAAGAGGAACACCUUGUUUGGGACCUUCCAUGUGGCCCACAGCUCCUCUCUAGAUGAUGUGGACCACAAGAUCUUGACUGCCAAGCAAGCUCUGAGCGAGGUGACCGCAGCCUUGCGGGAACGACUCCAUCGCUGGCAGCAGAUUGAGCUCCUCUGUGGCUUCCAGAUAGUCAACAACCCUGGGAUCCACACCUUGGCUUCAGCCCUCAACAUUGACCCCAGCUGGAUGGGCACCCCAAGGCCCAACCCUUCCCACUUCAUCAUGACUGAUGAUGUGGAUGACCUGGAUGAGGAGAUCGUCUCUCCCAUGUCCAUCCAAUAUGCAGCCUGGCUCUUGGGGCGCAGGUUCAGUGACCGCUCGUCCUUGUCCUCCUCAGAAGAUCAAUCCCUCUGGAGAUAUCCUGCUCCUGCCCUGUCCAGCACGGUUCGCCAGCGCCUGGUGGAGCCCCAGCAGCACCUCCACAGCUCCCAGAGGUUGGUAGAGAGUUAUGGGCAAGGCCAGAGUGAGUUGGGGCAAGCUCGGGUCGGCCGGGCAGGCCGAGUGUCCCUCCGCCGAAUGCAGAACCACUCCUUUGGACAGUCCUUCAGUUUUGACCUUCCUGCCACCACUCCUCCUCCUCAUCCUUCUUCUUCCACCUUUUGCUCUUCAUCCACCACCACCACCGCCGCCACCGCCGCUGCUGGCCAUGGCCACCCAGUCUAUUACCAUCACACCACCUCCUCUUACCUCCUCCUGACGGACUCCGUCCUUGAUCUGCCCCCUCCUGAUGUCACCUCUGGAGUUGGUUGUCACGCUGAGAGCUUUGGAGACCUAACUCGCUGCGACUCGGACUCCUCCAUCCCCCACCUGAGCGACCACCAGCGCAUCUCCAGCUCCGCUCCCAAGCUCCUGGCUGCCCGUCCCACCCUCCUCACCAGGUCCAUCGAGGAGCCCCCCCCAGGCCACCCCCACCACCCCCACCACCACCCCCCUCCCGGCGCUGGCCCCACCUCCAACGGCGGCGGCGGCGCUGGCGGCAGCGGCCGGCCCGGGGAGGCCUCCCCCUUGACGGCCUCCCUCUUACCCGAGAGCCCCAUGGUGAUGAAGAAGAUGAUGAUGGCGGUCAACCACGGCCUGGAGAAGUCCUCCAGCCUGGGGGAGAUCGCCCAGGCCCCCGCCCCGAGCAGGCCGAGCCACUCGGAUUCCUCUCGCUCGCACAGCCCCAGCUCCACCGAGCCAGAGACCCCCUCCCCCAUCUCUGACGGGAGGCCCGGCGGCUCCAAGAGCACCAGGAUCCCACAGCUGGCCCCCAAGAAGAACCCAGGGGAGGAGGACAGCAGCUUGACAGGAGAUGAGGUGGAGCUGGGCCAGAGCAAGAAGAAAUUCCCCCUAAAGAUCUUCAAGAAGCCCAAGAAAUAAAAAGAGGAGGAGGAGGAGGAAAAAGCUGGGGGCGGAGGGAAGAGAAGAUGAGAGGAGGAUGAAGGAGGGGAGGACAGAAGAAGCGGCACCUCCUCUGCUUCCCCCAAGCCAGGAGCAGCAGCUUGAACCCAACUUGGCCCUUGGUGGGCAACCCAAAGCCGUCCUGGGGACCUCACUGUCUUCUCCAAGCCCUCCCUGGAGUCCAGGAGGAGCUCUUCAAACUCUUUAUUUAUUUCCUGAGCUCUCAGAAGAUACAAAGAUGAAGAUUGAGGAGGAGGAGGAGGAGGAGGACAGCUCCAACCACCACCACUUCCACCACCACCACCACGAGACCACCUCCCCACUAUGUUCUUCUGCCCCUCCCCCACCUUUGCCCCACACAUGGCUUCCACUCCCCUUCUGCCUCUGCUCAACAAAAGCCACCAGCUGGGGGUUUGGUGUCCACCUGGUUUGAGCUUUUUCUUGGCUGUUGUUGUCUUUUAGGAUGAAAUGGUUGGGGUUUGGAGGUUGUCUUCUGAAGUUCUUCCAACCUGCUUGG